This is a messenger RNA of Pseudomassariella vexata, 918 nucleotides long. RefSeq lists its product as uncharacterized. NCBI's taxonomy places the organism in Eukaryota, Fungi, Ascomycota, Sordariomycetes, Amphisphaeriales, Pseudomassariaceae. Bases 1 to 918 code for a protein of 305 amino acids. The transcript is spliced from 3 exons. The record is from RefSeq and is a predicted model, not a curated record.
AUGGCACCGAUCCGCCGGUAUCUCCGCAUCACGAAGUACUCGGUGCUCGAGUGUCGGAUCUACCUCGACAACCCGGCUCUCGCACAGAGUUGGCUGUUGAAUCCCAGAAACCCCGUCCUGCCGAGGGUCAUCGAGAGCGUUCGCCCCCUCGUAUUGCCAAAGCUGCGCGAGGAGAGAGAACGCGCGCGAAAGCGGAGCACUAGGAAGAAGAACAUCAAGGAUGUCGUCGUUGAAGACGACUUCGAGGUUUCGAUAUUCCUCACCGAGACCACCACGCGCCACUCCCUGUUGACGAAACACAAGCACUUCCACGAUACGACCCAGACCAAGCUAACCUCCAACAAUGCGGGCCGUCUGAUCACCGCGACCAACGAAGCGCCCAUCGACGUGGAUCUGCUACAAGACGCGGCUGCCGUCGCCUUGCGACGCGAGGAUAGCGAAGACGAUGCGCCGCCGAUAGCGCUAGCCGACAUACCAACUGUAGAUGACACGGCGGCUACCGUGGGCCGACCUAAGCGGGCGCGGAGGAGCACGGCGGACACAGAACAGAGUAGCAGCGAGCAUGACGCAAGAGACAGCGGCUUUGAGGUCAUAUCCUCGGAUGAAGAGGAUGCAGCGGCAGCGGCGCGCCCGCCCCCUCACAAGCGCCGCAAGGACACCCUGGGGGUUGUUGCUGAUGCUGAUGGGGGCGGCGAUGAUGACAAAAAGAAACUCACCAUGGACGUCACAUAUGAGGGCUUUUCCAUUUACGGCCGCGUGCUUUGCUUGGUCGUUAAGCGCCGUGAAGUUGAGCAUUCCGCAACGGGACGUAACAGCAGCAGGCCGGCCCCCAUGGCAUUGGGGGCGGCUGGAGGGCAGACCAUUAUGGAGAACUUCAUCAUCUCAACGCAAAUGCCUGCGGGCGAAGAUGCCGCGUAG